AUCAACGUGACGUCACAGUAGAAAGAUCCUCCAUAUUGCUAAGUAAUGCUGAACACAGGCGCGAUGCAGUGGAAUUCAGCAGGGAAUAUGGCAACUCAGGCAUCUCAAUGGCCUCCAAUGCCUCAACAGUUCAAUAAUGCCCCAGCAGAAAAACCAGAAUGGGAAAAGGCCAGAAAAGCAUUAGAAGAAGCACAAGCCAAAAUGAAAAGCCCACCUAAACAAAAAGCGCAGCAAGCUGAAGUGCAACAGGAAGCCCCAAAUGUUCCACAACAGUACAUGCAGCAGAUGCAAAUGGGAAUGUAUCAGCAACAAUACCCCUACAAUAAUGGCUAUGGUAUGCCUGGCAUGGGCAUGUACCCGCCAGGACCUCCAAAUAUGUAUCAACGACCUCCAAGGUACCCUCCUGUGAACAUGAUGCCGCCGCAGUCAAGGCAACAAGGACCCCAUACUAAUCAAAUAGGAGAGCAACAGCCUCCUUUACCACCUGGUGGACCCUACCAAACACGGUCAGCUAAUGAUGGUGGUUUUAGUAGGGGAAGAGGAAAACAGGCUCCUGGUGCAGGUGGUAUUCGUUUUCAACUGCCAAACAAGAGACCAGGGCUUGGCCAGCAGAACAAUGUUAUGAAUGACUAUCAGCAGAGAGUGCAGCAAAAGCAACAAAACAAACAGCAGUGGAAACAGCAGCAUCAACAACAGCAACAAGAGAUGCAACAACAACAGGAAAUGCAUCAACAGGAACCUGUACAACAGCAAAAAAAUAGCCAGGCUGCUGCUGGUGAAUGGCCACCUGCAUUAAAGGAGUAUGUGCAGAGGGCUUUUGCAAGUGUUACCACUGACCAGGAGAAGGAUAUUAUGGAAAAAAAUCUUAAAGAAAAAAUAACAACUGCAUUUGCAGCAGACAUCGCGUUUUCUUUGGAUUGGGAUAGAGAGCCUCUCCCUCCGAGAGUGAGUAUUGGAAAUGGGAGUCAAAAAUCAAUGAGUGACAGAAAGAAUAGGUGGGAGAUGGACACUGAUGACCGCACCAGUAAUGGUAAUGAAUAUCAUCCGACUCCCAGACAGCAAAGAGGGCGUAAAGGGGGCUACACUCCAGGUUUUAGGAGGUCCCCAAGAAGUAGAUCUAGGUCCAGUUCUAGAAGUAGAUCAAGAAGUAGGUCAAGGAGUAGGUCAAGGUCGCCAUCCUACAGAAGGAAAAGGGACAGGAGGAGAAGACACAGCAGUGGUAGUGAAAGUGGAGACGGUGUGUAUAGCUUUGGUGGAAGAGGAAGAGGGCGCGGUCGAGGUAGAGGACGUGGAGGAAAGAAUAAAAAACAGGAGAGAGACCAAAACAGAGAUGGUGUGACAGGUUCGGCAAAAAAAGGGAAGAAGGGGAAGAAAAACUUUGAGUUUAUGGAGUACAAUACACCAGACAAAAAAGACAGAUUGAUGAAGAGAGCUGCUAGAUUUGGGGACCAUUUAGAAACACAAAAAAGGACAGAGAAAUUAGUUUUGAGAAUAAAUAAUUUUGAUGAUGAGGGAGACAGUGGUUCAGAAGCCGGAUGGGAUGGAAGUGCAAUCAUUGGAACUUGUCAGGAUUUGACCAAACAAUACUUACGACUUACAGCUGCUCCUGACCCUUCAACAGUCAGACCAGUUGAGGUGCUGCAACAAUCACUUAAAAUGGUGAAAGAUCACUGGAAGGUGAAACAAGACUAUCGCUAUGCUUGCGAACAGUUGAAGGCAAUUAGGCAGGACCUAACUGUCCAGUGUAUUAGGGAUGGUUUCACAGUCCAGGUGUAUGAAACCCAUGCAAGAGUAGCCAUGGAAGUGGGAGACCAUGAAGAGUUUAACCAGUGCCAAACUCAGUUGAAACUGUUGUACUCCGAAGGAAUCAGCCCAGACCAUAGAUUAGAGUUCACAGCAUACAGAAUUUUAUAUUAUAUUUUCACAUCAAACUCGUCAGAUCUCACGACAGUAUUAGCUUCACUGAGCAAAGAAGACAAGAUGGAUGGGUGUAUAAAACAUUCUUUAGAAAUCUUACAUGCCUGGUCUUUGAAUAAUUAUCACAAAUUCUUUAAAUUAUACCAAAAUGCUCCCAAGAUGGCUGGGUAUCUUAUAGAUUGGUUUGUAGAAAGAGCAAGGAAGCAGGCACUGAAGAUCUUUGUGAAGUCAUAUCGCCCCACCUUGUCUGUCCCAUUCAUCCAGACUGAAUUGGCAUUCCCAGAUGAGGAAAAGUGUGUGGAAUUCCUAGAAGGAUUGGAUGCUGUGUUUACUCAGGAUCGCACAAAGUUGGACUGCAAAACCAGCAUGCCGAAGGUCCUGGCUGCACUUGCAUAAAAUUAAAGCUAAAUCCACCUCAUUCAUUCAUUCAUCAUGACUUUUUUGAUUCCGUUCGACAAGUGUUCAGCCAGGCAGGCAUUUUUUGGCCUACUUCCCCUAUUUACUACAGCCACUACUACGACAUGGGUUACUGGGUGGAGUUGUGUUUAGUUUAGCCAAGUCCAGUCAGUAUGUACCCUUGGUGUUCUGCUUGACCAUGUCCCCAGCCAGUGACCCCACCAUCGCCAGAUGAUGUGAAGUCGGUCAUCACUUCCAGUUCCAUUGCAUUUCAUUCUCACCAUAAUUCAUUGAUCAUUCAGCAGUUUCCUUACAGAUAUCCAACCCAGCAGCUUGAGAAGAGUACUCACGGAAUACACCUUCAGCGUCACAUUUCAUAUUCAUUUCCACAUUAUAAUGUUAGUAUCCAAUUAAAGUCUAUGUAGUCUAUUGUUUGUCAAAGAAUUCAAUAUCCUUAAACUAGUCUUUUGUAAGCCUUAUUUUUGAAAAAAAGGCAUUUUUUGUCUGAGCAGCAUUAUUGCUGUGUAGACGAUGCUCAGUUUUUUCAGUAUGAAUUAACUAGUAGUUGUAGAUUGUUGUUCACUGUGAAAUAUACAACAGAUAGUGGUAACAUUUGUGGGUGUAACAGUAGAAGGCAAUCUGACGUUGCCAGAUGGCUGCAGGUUCAAGCUUGGAAUUCUUUGUCAUCGGAGUUGCAGGUUCAUUCAAGUCUGCCAUCCCUGUGAUGAGUGCUUGGGAACAUGUUGACUGUUGGAAGAUCUUGUAGCCCAUUUUGAAGACUUUCUAGCUGUCGAAAUACCCUUUAUAAGAACAUGCUGUUACGUAAAAGAAAUCCACUGCAGUUUCUCAACUUGAAAGACUUGAAAAAGUUAAAUCUGAAAAGAGACGGCAAUCAUCAGAAGUUAUAAGCUCUUACCAUUACAAAUACAUGUUACAGAAGCCAAACAUGGAUCAGAGACCUCUACUAAACACAAGCAUUCAACUUCUAUUCUGAGGACUGCUUAUUGCAUUUUGUUGAAUCAGCAUCCAGUUCAAGUCAAAUUAAUACAACAACAACAACAACAACAACAAAGGUAAAUUGGUGGUUCUGCCAGGUAAGAUGUUCCAAACCCAGUGUAUCCACAAAAGCUUCACAGGAGCCUGCACGCCUCAUCUGUUGCUGAUGUGAAACCGUUCAUCCCACAGGAAAAGUAGUGACUGAAUUUCGUUCCUUGCUUUCUCUUUCUUUCAGGUCAUAUUUUCUAAAAUACUUAAUUAUUUUUGAUAAACUUGUCUGUAGCAGUGAAUGUCUUUCUCUUACAGGUUAAUACGUAAUGUUCUCUGUUUUGUACUCACAUAUCUUCACAUAGUGAGAGCAAAAAUGAAUGCUACUUUUGCGGGGUACAUGCCCUUGGUCAGGUUAAGUUGGUGUUCAUUUUUGCCCUCAUUGCAGUUCCUUCAUUGUUAAUCACAUCUUAUUAUAUUUCUUUGUAUCACAAUUUUUGAAAAAGUAAUGUGAAAGCUAAUAAAAAGACAAGCAACAA
This is a messenger RNA of Lingula anatina, 3836 nucleotides long. RefSeq names its product leukocyte receptor cluster member 8 homolog. Lineage: Eukaryota; Metazoa; Brachiopoda; Lingulata; Lingulida; Lingulidae. Gene Ontology annotation, cellular component: nucleus. The record is from RefSeq and is a predicted model, not a curated record.